Messenger RNA from Patiria miniata (bat star), 622 nucleotides. RefSeq lists its product as uncharacterized. The record is from RefSeq and is a predicted model, not a curated record. The coding region runs from base 68 to 622 and encodes 184 amino acids. NCBI's taxonomy places the organism in Eukaryota, Metazoa, Echinodermata, Asteroidea, Valvatida, Asterinidae. The transcript has 4 exons.
AAAAAAUAAAACAUUUGAAUAAUAAUUAUUUGAACAUACAAACACUUUACUAAUUUACAACAGGUACAUGAGUGGAGCAAACAUUCCUUCAGAGCGGGCCAUGUGCAAGACUCAGAAAAUGCUACUCAAGGAUAAUCUAGCUGGCGAAACGAUCAAGCUCUUUUUCAACACAAAUGCAGCCGAUGGGAUCAAUGGCAUGAAGCUCAAGGAAACACCAUUUGUGUAUGUCAAGGACAUCGGAGCAAUGAUUCUGGACUACCUGGACCGCCAUGACCAGCAAGGUACCCUGACAUGGCACAAUGGGGUCAUCCCAGCCAACGAAAUAUGGAUUAAGGUCGGCGGAGACAAGGGAGGAAACUCGUUUAAAAUGGAUUUCCAAAUUGUGAAUGUAGCCCAUCCCAACUCCAUAAAAAACACCGUUGUGUUUUCCUGUGUUGAAGCCACCGACUCGAUGGCCAACAUAAGGAGAGCACUUCUCCCAAUAUUUGAGCAGCUUUCAGUGCUGUCCACAUUGAAGUGGCGUGGAAGGUCCCUACGUGUGUUCCUCUUUGGGGAUUACGAACUACUGAACAAGGUGUAUGGAAUAUGUGGGUGUAAUGCAAGAACGGCCUUUAUGUUUUGA